Symbiodinium natans is the source of this 3072-nucleotide messenger RNA. The record is from the annotation of a GenBank genome assembly. Lineage: Eukaryota; Dinophyceae; Suessiales; Symbiodiniaceae.
AUGCUGGACCUUGCACGCGUGCUGCAAGGGAAGGACGGCAAAGUGCAGGCUCGCAGACUCUACGAGGAGGUCAUUUCGAGGCACCCUGACAAUGCCGAAGGGCACAGGCGAUUGGCCGAAAUGCAUCUUGAGGCUGACGAUGCUCCAGAAGCUUAUCGACUGGCUGCACAGGCAGCCAAACUCGCCCCAAGGGAUGUCGCAGCUCAUUUGUGCCUGGGCCACGCAUGCCUCAAGUUGGGAAGGGCAGACGAGGCAUCACGAUCCUUCGAGCAGGCAGCUGUGCUGCAGCCCGCCUCACUGGAUGUCCCAUCCAUGGUUGCUUUGGCAUCCCUCUACCGUAAAGCUGGCCGAGAUCAGGAGGCAAUUGCCUACUACAAGAGGGUGUUGGAUGUACGGCCUGGGGACUACGAGUGCACAUUGAGUUUGGCAAACAUCCACGCGGACAGAGGCGUCGCCGGGGCUAGCCAGGCCGUGCACUACUUUCGCACAGCUUUGCAGUGCAGACCGAGCACGGUGGACUCCCGAAGCAUCUAUAAGCAGAUGGCUACAGUGCAGACCACGAUACGCUCUUGGAAGGAUGCCCAGCAAACCCUAGAGAGUGCAGUCCGCGAGCACCCGGAUGAUGCAGAGGUUUGGCGACAGCUCUUGUCAAUCUACGAGCAGCUCAAAGACUCGAAGGGGCAAUAUCACUGCCACCGACGGCUCGUACAGCUUGGCGCAGCGACAGCAGCCACGCAGACUUCGUACGCUGCGCUUCUACUUUCGGAAGAUCGAGUGCGCGAAGCUCGAGAUCAGCUCAGUCAGGUUAUCAAGUUGGAGCCCACCAAUCUGACAGCGUUGCUCAAGCUGGCACAUUGCCACCGGCAGGAUGCUCGAGAAAGCAACUUGGAAGAAGCACGAAAGCUGUACGAGCAGGUGCUGAGCAUCAACCCUUCCAACUUGGAGGCUCUCGAGGGGGCAGCUUUCUGUGCCCGCAAAGGCAAUCACCUCGAUCAGGCUGUCCAAUUCUAUCAGCAAUGCUUGAAGGUGAACGCAACUGCAGAAGGGCCGCUCUAUUAUCUUGGUGACAUUCUGUACCGGCAGCAUCGGCAUGCGGAGUGCCAGUUCUAUUUGUCCAGGUUGGUCGAGACAAAUUGUACAACAGACUACAAGACAGGGGCUUUGUACCUCCUGGCCAAGUCGUACGUGUCCCUGGACGAAUACGAGGAGGCUGAGAAGCAAGCCCGGCUUGGGCUCGCACUGAAGCCGAAUCACCCGCAUUUCCUCUUCAUCUUGGCUCUGGUGAAGAACCGAAUGGCUGAUUUUGAUUCUUCCAUUGCCACUCUGAAAAAGGCCUUUCUCCACCUGAGCUCCGCAGAUAGUGACAACCUAAAAGUGGAAAUCCACGAUUGGCUGGCCCAGGCUUAUGAGAGAAAGGGCGAGUACACGAAUGCCUUGGCAGAGCUCUCCUUGGCCCUGAAACAGGAGCCAUCGCAUGUGUCUUCUCUCAUCACGCAGGGUCUCAUCCACAUGCAGAUGAAAGAUCUAGAGCAGGCUGAAACCUCCUACCGCAAAGCCCUGGCGGUAGAGAAAAAUCACGCACUUGCUCUGGUCCGCCUCGGCUGCUGCAAGCUGUUGGCAGGAGACUUGCAGGAGGCGAUCCAGCUGUUCCAGCGUGCCUUGCAGCAGCGAUGUGGCACAGUCGCCUUGCCUCGCUCUGUCAAAGGAUCAGCUCGGAUUUACAUGGCACUGGCAAUGAUGGGGCAGCAGGACAUGGAUGGAGCCCUUUACCAGCUUACCGAAGCUCGCAAAAGCCACAGGAACUUCGAGCACUUGUGCAGCUCUGGCAAGGACAGCAUCGUCAAAGGUGAGUGCGAAGGUUUGGUGGCAAAGCUUCGCUCAAUGUCCGACCUGGAUGUCACACUUGCGCAGGCGUGGCAGUUGGUGGAGCUGAUGGCGAAGGAGCUGGAGAUGGGACUCCGAGACCCAUCAUCCCAAGCAGGAAAGGGCAGCUCACCUGAGUCCGCAGGGCAGGGCCCUGCACGAGAGUUCAGUGCCUCUUCCCCGGAGAGUCAGGUGAAAGCCAAGAGUGAAGUUUCUCCGCCAGUUGCAGAUCGUCGUGCCUGGGUGUCAAAUCCAUCGCCACCAAGCGAUGCAGCCGGGCCAGAGAGACGACAGUGGAUGUCUGGAGCGAUCGAAGCGAAGGAGGGGCGAGCCGCUGCCUCUUCGCUAGAUCAAGGAAGGAAGAUCCUUUUAGCAAAGCACGAGAUGAUUGAUUUCUCGCAGCUGACGCAGAAAGAUUGCUUGGGUUCUGGUGGUUUUGGGGCUGUGUACAGAGGAUUUCUUGGCACCCGUGAGGUUGCAAUCAAGAAGCUGUUCUGUGAGGAUGGAGGAAACAUUUCGCCACUGCAGCUGGAAGAGUUGGAGAAGGAGGUGGCUGCUCUUCGAAGUCUGAACCAUCCACGCCUCGUGGGCUUCAUUGGAGCGUGUUUGCAGCCGCCAAACUUGUGUAUAGUCACCGAGUUCAUGCCUGGCGGCUCACUACACCAUCUCCUACACAAGGCCCGUACUCCACUGACUUUGGGGACGCAGUCCAAGAUGGCAAUUCAGGUUUGUGAGGGAGUCGAUUUUCUUCACGGUCAUGCGCCACCUGUUGUGCACCGAGACCUCAAAUCGCUCAAUAUUGUCCUGGACCGAAUCUACAACGCGAAGAUCUGUGACUUCGGCUUGACUCAGUCCAUGGAGAAGACUCACAUUACUUUGAAGGAGGGCGGCAACGGAGGUUCUCCGAGAUACAUGGCGCCAGAGUGCUAUGAUUGCAAGGGCAAGAUCACCGAGAAGGUCGAUGUAUGGGCUUUGGGUUGCAUUUUGGUGGAGGUUUUCGGUGGCCCGCUGCCGUACGAUGAUUGCCAGAACAUUCAGCAGAUCGUCGCCAAGGUGCUGAUUGACAAGCAGCUGCCCUACAUCCCGCAUCAUCUUCCUGCCGGUGUGCGUCCAAUUGUUGAGGAUUGCUUCCAGUUCGAGUUCAAGCAGAGGGCGUCAGCACAGGACGUGUACUCACGGAUAAGGUUGCUGGGCUUGCCAGAAGGAUAG